AUGAAGACCUUUAGCCAUCAGAAUGCGCGGUUCACUGAUGGACAGAUUAGAUGGAGUCAGACGAUGCUUCAGUCUGUGAAUGCACCGUCAACCAGUUCCUUUGGUUUCUUCUGGUUUUGGCUAGCUGUUUCUGGCUCUUUUGGAGGAAACCAUUUCCCCUUUAGUGUUGUCUACUGCUGGUUUGGAUCCUACUAUGUGGUAUGGCCUGUGUUGAGCACACAGAAGCUUUUCUUAUCAUUCUUUGUGAUUUGCUGGUGUUUUUGUUUUGAGCUUGUUUUCCUAGAGUUUGUGGAUAACCCUAUAGACAUAGUAACUGAUGCUGAGUGGGCUAAGGCCACUUAUGCUGGGGUGGUAGGCAAGUAUACUGCCUCUCUCAGUGAUCCUGAUCAUUUAGUCUUUCCGCAGAACUUCCAUGAUACAACUGCUGGGAAGGUUAACAGCCCUUGCAUUCAUUCUUUGGGGAUUAAGGAAGGAGAACUAGAUGUAUAUUUAUCACCACAAGAAAUCCACAAUCUAAAUGAACAAGUGAAAUUCACCUUGGUUGGAAAAUUUCUUCUUGGCCACCCUAAAAUGGAAUUAGUUACGAAUUAUUUUGCAUCUUUAAAAUUCAAUGGAGAUUGGCAUAUUGGAAUACUAGAUGGAAGACAUCUUCUUAUCCAACUUUCAGGGGAGGAAGUUUAUGCAAGACUAUUUGCAAAACAAGAUCUUCAAGUUGGAGGCACCACCAUGAAAAUUUUGAAGUGGGACCCUGAUUUUGACCCUUGUAAGGAACCUCAUAUAGUUCCCCUAUGGUUUAAAUUGCCUGGCCUCCCAAUUCAAUAUUUCAAUCUCAAUGCUUUAUUUAAUAUUGCAAGUGCAAUUGGGAGACCUCUGAAGCUUGAUGCUCCCACAUAUAACAAAGCUAGACCUGCCCUAGCUAGAACUCUUAUAGAAAGAGAUGUAACCUUCCCUGAAAUUAAAAGGCUCUAG
Molecule: messenger RNA, 969 nt
Organism: Phalaenopsis equestris
Lineage: Eukaryota; Viridiplantae; Streptophyta; Magnoliopsida; Asparagales; Orchidaceae
Exons: 2
Coding region: 1-969 (322 amino acids)
Source: RefSeq, a predicted model, not a curated record